CUUGCGCCGUCCGGAUAAGCUUCGUCCGGGCGUUGGAUUUCCUCCGCCCCUCUGUAGCGCCCGUGAAUCUGAAUGUCCUUUGAUUGCUUUGCGCUUUAAAUGCUUACGUAAAUUAAAAUGCUGGUCUAAUGCUGGACUACAGCCAUGAGUUCACACGUGAACUUCAGAAGCCCUGUGGCUGACCUCUGAGAAAGGAGACAUUCAUCUAACUGCAUGUGAAGGUGUUUGAAGUUUAGUUUGCAGCCAUGUCAAUCCAACGUUCAGAUGGGAUGUCCAUUGCCCAUGCUUUGGCCAUGACUGUAGCAGAGAUCCCUGUGUUUCUGUACUCUGCAUUUGGACAGUCAGUUUUUUCACAACUUAAGCUCACUCCAAACCUAAAGAAGGUGCUGUUUGCUACAGCACUUGGAAGUGUGGCCUUGGCUCUCACUGCUCACCAGCUAAAACGACGAGGGAGAAAAAGAAAAGCAAAAGAAACCCAGAAGACUGUAGGAAUUCCAGAUGCUCUGAUUAAAGCAGGCCGGCCCUCAUCACUAAAGCGUGGUCCCCCCACAGGGCGGCAAAUGAUGAGCCCCAGCACUCGCAGCAAUGACACUAUGAGUGGAAUAUCUUCACUUGCUCCCAGUAAACAUUCAAGCUCUUCACAUAGUCUGGCAUCUAUGCGAGUACCAAGCUCUCCAAAUCAGUCAGCAAAACCGACUUUGGAGGAUGAGACUGUUGCAGAAGAAAGAUCAUUAGUAGAAGAUGCAAAUGCAGAGAACCUUUACUUAAUGGGAAUGGAGUUGUUUGAAGAGGCUCUGCGAAAAUGGGAGCAGGCACUGAACAUACGUCACGGCACAGAGUCCACCUCCAGCAACAACAGCCUUGCUUUGAGAGGAGCAAUGCAUGAACAACCUGCUCCGAGUGAAACUCGAAACAAAGUGUUCGCAGAGAAGCUGGAGACACUAUUACAUAGGGCAUAUCAUCUUCAAGAGGAUUUUGGGAGCAGUAUUCCAGCAGAUAGUGUAUUGGCAGACUUUGAAAGUGAAGGCACUCUUAUCUUGCCUUGUGUGGAAAGUUUUCACAGGCUCCAAGAUGAUGAUGCAACUACUGUAACUUCUGAUGACUCUUUCUUCUCUGCUGCAGAGAUUUUUGAUGCUUUAACACUAGAACAAGUCUAUCAACCACUAAGGCCAGCGGCACUUUAUGAGGAAGCUCUUUCUCUUGUACGGGAGGGAAAAGUAGCCUUCAGAUCAUUACGGACAGAGUUACUUGAAUGUUACAGUGACCAAGAUUUUCUUGCCAAACUUCACUGUGUGAGACAAGCAUUCCAGAUGCUUCUGUUGGAUGAAACUCAUCGAACCUUUUUCAUGGAGACUGGGAAACAAAUGAUUGCUGGGCUAAUGGUAAAGGCAAACAAAAGUCCUAAAGCAUUUUUAGAAAGCUAUGAAGAUAUGCUGCUUUACACUAAAAGAGAGGAAACCUGGCCCAUCACUAAGAUGGAGUUAGAGGGUCGUGGAGUGGUGUGCAUGAACUUUUUCGACAUAGUGUUGGACUUUAUCCUGAUGGAUGCAUUUGAAGACCUGGAAAACCCUCCUUCCUCUGUAGUGGCCGUGCUUAGGAAUCGUUGGUUGUCUGACAGCUUUAAAGAGACGGCUUUGGCCACUGCCUGUUGGUCAGUCUUAAAAGCGAAAAGACGUCUUCUCAUGGUUCCUGAUGGGUUCAUCUCACAUUUCUAUGCCAUAUCAGAACACGUAAGCCCAGUCUUAGCAUUUGGAUUUUUAGGGCCAAGGCAGCAUCUAAGUGAAGUGUGCACAAUUUUUAAGCAACAAAUUGUUCAAUAUCUUAAGGAUAUGUUUGAUCACGACAAAGUCCGCUUCACCUCUGCCAACUGUUUGUCUGAGGACAUACUGAACCUCUCUCACCGCCGCAGUGAAAUCUUACUGGGGUAUCUGGGAAUUGAAAGUCUUCUAGAGCUCAAUGGUGCCCUGCCCCAAGAAACAGAGGAAACUUGUGGCAUUCACUGAUGUUGGUUCUUUAAUACUGUUGCACCACAACUGGUUGAAUGUAGGGAGUUUGUCACAAAUGAACAAAAGGUUUCAAAGCAUAGAUCUAUCUCUGCAAAGUAUAUUUUUAAAUGUCCAGUGUCACCAGGAACUUGAAUAUCUUUCAAAUAUGAAUCAAUGCUGUCCUAUAUGAAACUGCUGUAUUGGUCAUAUAAUUUUAAACAUGCAAUCACUGGCAUUUAUGAUAAUUGUGUAGAUUUCAGAACCAACCAUUUUGCCUUUUUUAAAGGUAGUUUACAUAAUUAUUUGUUGAAAAGAACAUAUCCACCCAUAAAUGUUUGAACAACCCUGAAAUGGCAGAUUUUUAUUAUGUAAAAAACCCCAAAACUAAUUGGUCUAUAACACACAACCUAACCUAACCCACAUAUGGAAAACCAGAGACGGUCUCAUGUACAACUGCAGAAUAUAAGAAAAAGGUGAUAUUGGAUAACUAUGUUUAUUAUUGCAAUAAUUAUAUUAUUGCAAUGUUUAAUCAGGGAGGCAACAAUAUUCAAUAUUAUAUUCAAUCGUUCAAUACAACCAUCACAAUACAAUGCACAUGUAUGGACGCACUGCACACUCCAGUGCGUUAAAUCCUACUUUGAUACAGGAAACAAACCGCCCCAUAAAUUAUACUUCUUUCAGCUAAAUUACCUUUUGUUCAUGAACAAAAACUAGACUCAUAUGCAUCAUAUAAACCUGGCUUUUUGACAGGUGCGUGUGACUUUUAAAGAAGAAUCAUAUAGUUUCAGUGAUGAUGUGGGGUCAAUAAACCACUGGAAAACGGCAUAGGCUUAUAACAUUCUGACAAACACAUUUAAGAAAUGUAUGUAUUCAUUGAAAUUAUAAUAUGAAAGAAUUAUAGUAUGGGGAUAUUUUGAUAUGCAUCUACCUCGGAAGAGAGUUUUCAGCUUGAUUUUUAUUGUUUUAAGAAUUAUAAUUUAGUACAACAAAAUAAUAAUAAUCAAGGGUAAGUUAAAUUUUCAAUACCAAACCUCUGGCCUAAGGAACUAAUUUUUGAGGGUGACAGUCUUAAAAUAAUGUUAAUUAAACGCCUAAAAUCCAUGUACUUUAUUUCUUUCCAGAAUUUUGACACAUUUUCGUUUUCACCCAUUAACUGUAGGACAUGUGAUAAGCCUUUAACUUUAAACAUUGGUGCACUUUAUUGGAAAAUACCAUCAUGGGAAUGCCUUCAGUAUUUUGCGUUGCUCCACUCCAAAUGUAUGAUUUCUGGUUUAUUCUAUUUUUCUUUGCAACAUAAUAGAAAAAGUAAAUGUUUAGAAUGAGUUGUUUUGUCAAAUCCUCUCACAGGCCUUGCUCCGCUGCAUGUGAAGAAUUACAAUGGUCUUACUGCAUUUGUAAAAUCUGCAUUUAGACACAAAUAGAAACACAAUUUUGACUGUCCUUGCCUUCUUCAUAUUUGAAAAUUGAAAAUCAUAAUAUGAAGAGCAGAGUUACAAAUAUCCCAUGUUUGCCUUUUAUUUAUUUUUUGUCUACUUAUGCCAGUACCAAGUGUAUAUUAAAUUAAAUCCUAUUUUUUGUUAUCAAAAUAUUUGAUUUUUCUAAUGUGCCGUCUUUGAAAUUGUCAAAUCAACAUAAUAAAGAAAAUCAUAGAACAACCAUG
Messenger RNA from Periophthalmus magnuspinnatus, 3645 nucleotides. RefSeq names its product mitoguardin 2 (gene miga2). Gene Ontology annotation, biological process: mitochondrial fusion. The record is from RefSeq and is a predicted model, not a curated record. The transcript has 16 exons. Bases 246 to 2003 code for a protein of 585 amino acids. Lineage: Eukaryota; Metazoa; Chordata; Actinopteri; Gobiiformes; Gobiidae.